This is a messenger RNA of Penicillium soppii, 1410 nucleotides long. Its product is annotated as glycoside hydrolase family 5 protein. Gene Ontology annotation, biological process: glucan catabolic process. Gene Ontology annotation, cellular component: cell surface; extracellular region. The record is from RefSeq and is a predicted model, not a curated record. Lineage: Eukaryota; Fungi; Ascomycota; Eurotiomycetes; Eurotiales; Aspergillaceae. The transcript has 4 exons. Bases 1 to 1410 code for a protein of 469 amino acids. Gene Ontology annotation, molecular function: beta-glucosidase activity.
AUGGCUACCGGCUUUCUGCGCGUAAAGGGAGACACUAUCGUCGACGGGGAGGGGAAUGGUCUUGUUAUGCGAGGAGCUGCCCUCGGCGGAUGGAUGAACAUGGAGAAUUUCAUCACAGGUUUUGCAGGCCAUGAAGCACAGCAUCGCGCUGCCAUGCGUCGAGUCCUCGGACCAGAGAAAUACGAAUUCUUCUUCGACAGAUGGCUUGAGUACUUUUUCACCGAGACCGAUGCUAAGUUCUUUGCGGAGCUCGGGUUGAACUGCCUACGGCUGCCAUUCAACUACCGACAUUUCGAGGAUGAUAUGAAUCCCCGCGUAUUGAAGGAAUCGGGAUUCAAACACCUGGAUCGAGUCGUGGACCUGUGCGCAGCACAAGGCAUCUACACCAUCUUGGAUAUGCAUGCCGUCCCUGGUGGCCAGAACCCAGACUGGCAUUCCGACAACCCUACCGGCUAUGCCGCAUUCUGGGACUACAAGGAUCAUCAAGACCGGACUGUUUGGCUCUGGGAGCAGAUUGCGACGAGAUACAAGAAUAAUCCAUGGGUCGCUGGUUACAAUCCGCUCAAUGAGCCAUGUGACCCGGAGCAUGUACGACUACCUGCCUUCUAUGCUCGCAUUGAGAGCGCAAUUCGCAAGAUUGACCCCGACCACAUACUGUGGCUCGAUGGGAACACGUUCGCCAUGGAAUGGAAGGGGUUCGACGUCGUGUUGCCGAACUGCGUGUAUGCCAUGCACGAUUACUCUUCCAUGGGCUUUCCCACCGGCGAUCGAUACAAGGGAACAGCAGACCAGAAAGCACACCUAGAGCGUGGCUAUCUGCGCAAAGCGCAGUUCAUGAGCGAGAACAAGACACCCGUGUGGAACGGGGAGUUCGGGCCUGUCUAUGCAGACAACAUAUCCGAUCUUGACGCAGAAACAGUUAAUCAGGAACGAUACAACCUCCUCGGCGAGCAGCUGCGCAUUUACGAUAAGUACAACAUCAGCUGGUCGAUCUGGCUCUACAAGGACAUUGGUCUACAGGGUAUGAUUUAUACGAACCCCGAAAGCAGAUGGAACCAAAGACUCCGGCCGUUCCUGGCCAAGAAGAAAGACUUCUGGCUGGAUAAAUGGGGCCGUCGGCCUGCGCCUGAUCCUGAGGCUGCGCUGAAGCCUUUGGUCGAUUGGAUUGACAGUGUCAGUCCUACUGCUAAAGAGACUUACCCCACUUCAUGGAACACGGAGAUGCAUGUCAUGCGGAAUGUGUUUAAUACCUUCUUGGCCGCAUCUUUUGUGGACGAGUUUGCCGAGUUGUUCAGGGGAAGCAGUGAGGAUGAUCUUGAUGAGCUGGCUAGAAGCUUCCAUUUUGACCGCUGUGUGCAGCGUGAGGGAUUGAACCGGAUCCUCAAGGACCAUGCACAUUCGUCUCUUUGA